AUGGAGGGAAUUAGGUUUUGUUUCUUGUUUUUUAUUUUUUCCGUUCCGACGAUAGAGGCGAAUAUUGCCCAUUAUGAUGAAUUUUGGCAAAAACGAGCCGAAGAAGCAAAGAGCAGUGCUCGUGUUGCGUACCGUUCUAAGCCCGAGGAAGUCAUCAACCAACUUAACCAUGAAGUUCAUUUGACUGUAACAGGGAGAAGAAACAACACGAGGAAACUGCACAAAAAGUACAAUGGGCCAUGCAUGACCACGAACCCGAUCGACCAGUGCUGGAGGUGCGACAGAAACUGGGCUAAAAACCGACAGAAGCUAGCCGAAUGUGCUCAAGGGUUUGGCCGGAAAGCCACCGGUGGGAAAGAUGGGAAGAUCUACGUUGUCACAGAUCCAUCUGAUAACGACAUGGUUAACCCUAAGCCAGGAACUCUACGACAUGCUGUAAUUCAACUAGAACCCCUUUGGAUAAUAUUCGAGCGUGAUAUGGUGAUUCAGUUGGCUCAAGAGUUGAUCAUGACCGGCAAUAAGACGAUCGAUGGUCGUGGGGCCCAAGUGCACAUAGCACAUGGAGCAGGUCUUACUCUACAGUUUGUGCAAAAUAUAAUCCUUCAUAGCCUCAAGAUUCAUGAUAUAAAGGCAGCAAAUGGUGGGAUCAUCAGAGAUUCAACAACUCAUCAAGGUUUCCGUACGAGAAGUGAUGGUGACGGGAUAUCAUUGUUCGGGGCCGUAAAUGUGUGGAUUGAUCAUAUUUCUAUGUCCAACUGUCAAGAUGGACUCAUAGACCUUGUGAAUUGUAGUACAGCAGUUACCAUCUCCAACUGCCAUUUCACCCACCACAAUGAUGUACUGUUGUUUGGAGCAAGUGACACCAAUCCACAGGAUGAGAUAAUGCAAGUAACUGUAGUAUUUACCCAUUUUGGCAAAGGUUUGGUGCAAAGAAUGCCAAGAUGCCGAUUCGGGUUUGCUCAUAUUCUCAACAAUGACUACACACACUGGCUCAUGUAUGCUAUCGGUGGCAGCAGUCAUCCUACAAUCUUAUGCCAGGGCAACCGGUUCGUAGCCCCUGCUGACCGAAAUGCCAAAGAGGUGACAAAAAGGACUCAUGCACCUGAAAGUGAAUGGAAACACUGGAUAUGGAAGUCAGAUGGAGAUCUUCUGACUAAUGGAGCCUUCUUUGUACAAUCUGGGGAUCCUGGACACAAGUUUAAAAUGACGGAAGAUAUGAUUAGUCCAAAGCCUGGAUCAUACGUCAGCAGCCUUACUCGCUUUUCUGGUGCUCUUAACUGUGUUGAACACACCCCAUGUUAGCUUUUAUGCA
Cynara cardunculus var. scolymus (artichoke) is the source of this 1312-nucleotide messenger RNA. Its product is annotated as pectate lyase-like. Gene Ontology annotation, molecular function: pectate lyase activity. Lineage: Eukaryota; Viridiplantae; Streptophyta; Magnoliopsida; Asterales; Asteraceae. The transcript has 4 exons. The record is from RefSeq and is a predicted model, not a curated record. The coding region runs from base 1 to 1302 and encodes 433 amino acids.